Molecule: messenger RNA, 1459 nt
Organism: Paramacrobiotus metropolitanus
Lineage: Eukaryota; Metazoa; Tardigrada; Eutardigrada; Parachela; Macrobiotidae
Exons: 3
Coding region: 326-1219 (297 amino acids)
Source: RefSeq, a predicted model, not a curated record
GAUUGCCAGCUCUACCAAUAUAUUCGGAGAGUUUACUCUCAGACUAUCGGAAAGCUACCAGACAUUGCAAGAUAACUGCAAUUAUACUAUCGUUUUCCAGUUGCCAGAGUACCGUGCUAUUACGUUACCCGUGUUCGAUUCCGACAUCAAACAAAACCAUGAAACGUUUCUGGAGCCAUUAAUCUUCAUUCACAACCGAUUCAGCGGUGCUUAUUUGGCUACAGGACGGGUGCUUUUGGAGAACUCGGUGUAUGGUAGGAAUCUGAGCGGAACAACGGUAACAUUGCGGUCUGGUAUACGAAAUUAUGAUGGCCCGGUCGAAAGUAUGCAGAAAACACGGGAUGGGGGAAGCUGGAGUAAGAUCCGCCCGACAGGUUACUAUACGGCUACUGUUCAGCGAGAAAACUACCGCACAGAAUCGUUCACCGUGGUCGUAGUGGGCGGGAAUUUCGGCGGUCCGUAUUUCGUUGCGGAUUUCCAAAUGCUGCCGCAGGUUCCAAUGACAAAUGACGACAUUCGCGUAGUACUACGAGGCGGACGUUUCAAUGUACUGAUGCAGUGUUCUCCGUGCCUGCAGUUAGUGGUGACAGGGCCCACUGAAGGAGGCCAGGAGCUAGCACGGAUGGAACCUGCGCUAUCCAAGACCAACAACGACAGCCACAUUUUUAAUGAUUUCGCUGGCUUGAUUGUUCAGAGAACCGUGAUUAGGAAACAGCUGACCGGCAGCUAUGAAAUCAUGGUGUACGACUGGGAGACCCGCCAUAACCUGAAUAGUUCGGCCAUGAAGGAUUCCAACGCCGUGGUGCAGAUCUACCGCGGGAAUGAUUUAUGGGAGCAGUUCUACGUGCCGAAUCGCGAUGGCAAUACAUGGACCGUGGCCAGCAUCACUGGAUCAAAUGUCACGGUUAUCAACGAGGUGACAUCCAUGAUACACCCGACAGACUGGGAACCGGAACACAGUACGCUGGCUGAAUGUGCGCCUCUGAGCAGCGAAUGUGAGAACACACUGGGAUGCUGCGGCGACUUAACAUGUAGCAACGGAAUCUGUGCUGGCACACCCACGCAAGCUGGCCUGGAAGAGGCGCCAAACGCAUUAGACAUGAGGACGCGAAUUUUAGCCAUCUGCUCCGAUAGCUGCGAGGACAAACUGGACCAACCGGAUUAUUACGAAUGCUGUCGCAUUUUUAUGAAAACGAAGACUCGCUUGCAAAGAAUUUGAUGCCGAAACUUAAAUUUUGCAAGCUGUUGAUACGAAGAAAAUCACGGCAGAAACGAAACAUUAUAUACAUAGUCCUUAAGCACAGCAUCACUAAUAAAUAAUUCGUAGCACCUUGUAUGCAUCUUACCUGUCCACGGUGCACCACUGCACACAGGCCAUAGCGACGUAUCCGUUCUUCGAAUUUUUUGGACAAAUGCUAAGCUUUCAUCAGCUGCUGCGAUAUUUCUAUGCAAGUAAACA